This is a messenger RNA of Odobenus rosmarus divergens (Pacific walrus), 2337 nucleotides long. RefSeq names its product von Willebrand factor A domain containing 2 (gene VWA2). NCBI's taxonomy places the organism in Eukaryota, Metazoa, Chordata, Mammalia, Carnivora, Odobenidae. The coding region runs from base 1 to 2337 and encodes 778 amino acids. Gene Ontology annotation, molecular function: calcium ion binding. The record is from RefSeq and is a predicted model, not a curated record. The transcript has 13 exons.
AUGCCCUCUUUCCUGUUGCUGGAAGUCCUCUUCAUUUUCCUGUUUUCUGGAGUACGCCAGUCUCAUCCUCUUCAGGAAGUCCACGUAAGCAGGGAGACCAUUGGGAAGAUUUCAGCGGCCAACAAAAUGAUGCAGUGCUCGGCUGCAGUGGACGUCCUGUUUCUGAUAGAUGGAUCGCACAGUGUCGGGAAGCGGAGCUUUGAAAGAUCUAAGCACUUUGCCAUCAUGGUCUGUGACGCUCUGGACAUCAACCCUGAGAGGGUCAGAGUGGGAGCACUCCAGUUCAGUUCUACUCCUCGUCUGGAAUUCCGCUUGGAUUCGUUUUCAUCCCAACAGGAAGUGAAGGCAAAAAUGAAGAGGAUGGUCUUCAGAGGAGGGCACACAGACACAGGCCUCGCCCUGAAAUACCUUCUGCGCAAGGGGUUCCCCGGGGGCAGAAAUGCCUCCGUGCCCCAGAUCCUGGUCGUCUCCACUGACGGGCGGUCCCAAGGGCAAGUGGCGACACCCGCCGAGCAGCUGAAGGAAAGAGGCGUCACCAUAUUUGCCGUGGGGGUCCGGUUUCCGAGGUGGGAGGAGCUGCACACACUGGCCAGUGAGCCGAAGGAGCAGCACGUGUUCAUGGCCGAGCAGGUGGAGGAUGCCACCAACGGUCUUUUAAGCACCCUCAGCAAGUCUGCUGUCUGCACCGUUGCCUCUCCAGACUGCAAGGUCCAGCCUCACCCCUGUGAGCGCAAGACGCUGGAGACGGUCAGGGAGCUUGUUGGCAGUGCCCCGUGCUGGAGAGGAUCCCGGGGGACCGAUGCCGUGCUGGCGGCGCUCUGUCCCUUCUCCAGCUGGAAGAGAGUGUUCCUAACCCACCCUGCCACCUGCUACAGGACCACCUGCCCAGGCGCUUGUGACUCGCAGCCCUGCCAGAAUGGAGGCACAUGUGUUCCAGAAGGACGGGACAGGUACCACUGCGUCUGCCCGCCGGCGUUUGGAGGGGAGGCUAACUGUGCCCCCAAGCUGAGCCUGGAGUGCAGGAUCGACGUUCUCUUCCUGCUGGCCAGCUCAGCGGGCACCACCCCGGAGGGCUUCCUGCGGGCCAAGGCCUUCGUGAAGCGGUUUUUGCAGGCGUCGCUGAGCGAGGACUCCCGGGCCCGCGUGGGUGUGGCCUGGUACAGCGGGGAGCUGGCCCUGGCGGUGCCCGUGGGCGAGUACCGGGACGUGCCGGCCCUGCUCAGGAGCCUCGACGGCCUUCCCUUCGGUGGUGGCGCCACUCUGACGGGCCACGCCCUGCAGCAGGCGGCGGACCACGGCUUUGGGAGCACUGCCAGGACGGGCCAGGACCGUCCACGCAGAGUGGUGGUCCUGCUCACCGAGUCACCGUCCCAGGACGAGGUGGCCGGCCCUGCGCGUUACGCGAGGGCCCGAGAGCUGCUCCUGCUGGGAGUGGGCACUGAUGCUGUGCGGGCGGAGCUGGAGGAGAUCACCGGCAGCCCGAAGCGCGUCCUGGUCCACGCCGGCCCACAGGACCUGUUCCACCGAAUCCCUGAGCUGCGGCGGAAGCUGUGCAGCCGGCCGCGGCCAGGCUGCCAGGCACAGUCACUGGACCUGCUCUUCAUGUUGGAUGCCUCAGCCUCGGUGGGGCCCGAGAACUUCGCCCAGAUGCAGAGCUUCGUGAGAAGCCUCAUGCUGCCGUUUGACGUGAACCCGGACGUGACGCAGGUCGGCCUGGUGGUGUACGGCAGCCGGGUCCAGACAGCCUUCGGGCUGGACACCCAUCUGACCCGUGCCGCGGUGCUGCGGGCCACAAGCCAGGCCCCCUACCUGGGCGGGAUGGGCUCGGCAGGCACAGCCUUGCUGCACGUCUAUGACAAAGUGAUGACAGUCCAGAGGGGCGCCCGGCCUGGUGUCCCCAAAGCCAUGGUGCUGCUCACAGGCGGGACGGGGGUGGAGGACGCAGCUGUCCCUAUCCAGAAGCUGAGGAACAACGGCGUCUCCGCGUUGGUGGUGGGCGUGGGGCCUGUCCUGAGGGAGGCGCUGAGGAGGCUCGCGGGUCCCCGGGACUCCCUGAUCCACGUGGCAAGCUACACAGACCUGAGGUACCACCAGGACGCGCUCCUCGAGUGGAUAUGUGCAGAAGCCAAGCGGCCGGUCAGCCUGUGCAAGCCCAGCCCGUGCCUGCAUGAGGGCACCUGCAUCCUGCAGAACGGGAGCUACCGCUGCGAGUGCCGGGACAGCUGGCAGGGCCCCCACUGUGGGAACCGGUCCUUGCGAGGAGACGCCCCCGCAGGAGGGCAGCAGUCCUACGCCUCCCAGCGCCCGCCCAGGAGGCCUGGGCACCCCGGGCGCUGA